GGCGGAGCGGCAGCCGGAAAAAGCCGGAGGAGAGGACGGGGAAUCGCGGGGCUGUGGCGCUGCCUGAGCCCGCAGCACCCCGGGAGCAUCGGCCCCAUCCUGCAGGAUUUCCCAUUCCCAACCCUUGGCUGCAUGGAGAAAGUGGCUGCAAGGAAGAGUAAGAUGCCCCAGGACACCCAGGCAGGGGAGGAGGAAACAAGGAGCUGAUGAUGGAGACCAGGGAGGACAAAUGCCCUCAGCAGAGCCUUGUGGAAGAGGCCAUUUUGAGCAGCUCCAUGGCGCAGGAAUCCAAUGGGGAGGAAAAGCCCCAGAGAUCCCACAGGAGGAGGGGCGGCAAACCCAGCCCAGGGUGCUCUGAGGAGGAAAGACUCACCCUGUGCGAGGAAGGUGGACAGAGCUUCAGCCAGAGCUCACAGCGGGUGGCCCCUGAGCAGGUUCACGAUGGGGAGAAGCCCUACAAGUGCUUGGAGUGUGGGAAGAGCUUCAGGCAAAGCUCCAAACUGAUCCGCCACCAGAUGAUCCACACUGGGGAAUGGGCUUACGAGUGUGGGGAGUGUGGGAAGGGCUUCAGCUGCAGCUCAGAACUCAUCAGGCACCAACGCAUCCACACCGGGGAGAGGCCCUAUGAGUGUCCCGAGUGUCAGAAGAGGUUUUACACGAGCUCCAGCCUCCUCCUGCAUGAGCGGAUUCACACGGAUGAGAGGCCCUUCCGCUGCCCCGACUGUGGGAAGGGCUUCAAGUACAGCUCCUCCCUUGUCUCCCACCGGCGCAUCCACACUGGGGAGAGGCCCUACAAGUGUGGGGAAUGUGGGAUGAGCUUCAGCUGCAGAUCCCACUUGAUCAGCCACCAGAGGAUCCAUACUGGAGAACAGCCCUAUGAGUGUGGGGAAUAUGGGAAGAGUUUCAGCUGAAGGUGCCAACUGAUCAUCCACCAAAUGAACCACACUGGGGAGAGACCCUACAAGUGUUCCAAGUGUGGGAAGAGCUUUAGCCAGAGCUCUACCUUGACCCAACACCAAUGGAGGCACGGCUAAAGGAAGCCUUGUGAGUGCCCUGACUGCAGGAAGAGCUUUGUACCCUGCUCCAACUCCAUCCUCCAUGGGAGGACCCACAUUGGUCAGAGCCCUGGUGACCCACAUUCCCAGUGAUCUCUGCUGAGAAGACACCUGCAAGGUGGUCUCCACAUCAUCCUGGAUCCCCAUAGACAACUGGUGAACUCAGCAGGAAUAUCCCUCAGGACUCUGAUCAACAUUGGAAAUUAGUUGAGAAGAGCAGUUUCUUUGACUUUACAGCCCAAAAAGUCUCACCUGCUCUGUCAUUUUUUCUGCUGAUGGCAUCAAGCAACAAUGGAUGAUCUUGGAGAUCUUUUCCUACCUGAAUAAUUUCCAUGUUUAUCCCAUCAAAACACCUGGAAUUGGAGUUAAAAUAAAGAAAGUAAGCAAAGAGA
Molecule: messenger RNA, 1447 nt
Organism: Taeniopygia guttata (zebra finch)
Lineage: Eukaryota; Metazoa; Chordata; Aves; Passeriformes; Estrildidae
Source: RefSeq, a predicted model, not a curated record